AUGACUGAUAUGUUACCAUUAGCCACUUACAAUUUGAACAUUGAACCAUACACACCAACACCAGCUAUUGAUAUUGAUAUGCCAGUUACUAUCCGUAUCACAAUGGCUGCUUUGAAUCCUGAAGCUUACGAUAAGGAUAAGACUCCUUCCACUUUGAGAGUCAUUAAAAGAAAUCCAGAUUAUAAUGACGGUGAUAUUGAUGAUGUUUUGAAUGGUGAUUUUGAUGAAGAUGAAAUGGAUGAUGCAAGUUCAGAAGAAGAAGAAGAAGAAGAAAAAGAAACAAAGAAGAGUAAAACUAAGAAGAGUAAGAAAGAAGAAGAAAGUGAAGAAGAUAGUGAAGAUGAAGAUGAUAUCGAUGAUGAAUUUGAAGAAUUCGUCUUGGUUACUUUAUCUCCUAAAUCACAAUUCCAACAAGCUUUGGAUAUAACUAUUGCUCCAGAAGAAGAUGUUCAAUUCGUUGUUACUGGUUCUUAUAGUAUUUCUUUGAGUGGUAACUAUGUCAAACAUCCAUUUGAUACUCCAAUGAUGGACGAUGAAGAUGAACAUGAAGAUGAAGAAGAUUAUGAUAGUGAAGAAGAUGAUGAGGAAUAUUCGUCUGCCGAGGAUGACUUGGAUGACAUCAGUGAUGAAGAAGUUAAAAUUGAAGAAAUAGAGGAAAAUGAAGAAGAAAUAAAGAAAGAGUCUAAGAAGGAAACCAAGAACAAGAAAAGAAAGCAAGAAGAAGAAGCUAAAGCUGAAGCUGAAUCUAACAAGUCUAAAAGGGUAAAGAAAGUGGACUUCAAGAAAGAUUUGGAAGAAGGUCCAACAAAGAAGAAAGAUGAAAAGCCAAAGGCCAAAGUACUAGAGGGCGGUAUUAUGAUUGAAGACCGUGUUGUUGGUAAGGGUCCUCAAGUUAAGAAAGGUUCGAAAAUCGGUAUGAGAUAUAUCGGUAAGCUUAAAAACGGUAAAGUUUUUGACAAGAACACCAAUGGUAAACCAUUUUCUUUCAAACUAGGACAUGGUGAAGUUAUUAAAGGUUGGGAUAUCGGCGUUGCUGGUAUGGCAGUUGGUGGUGAACGUCGAAUUAUCAUCCCAGCUCCAUACGCAUACGGUAAGCAAGCCCUUCCAGGGAUCCCAGCUAAUUCACAAUUGACCUUUGAUGUCAAGUUAGUUUCAAUGAAAUAA
Molecule: messenger RNA, 1164 nt
Organism: Naumovozyma dairenensis CBS 421
Lineage: Eukaryota; Fungi; Ascomycota; Saccharomycetes; Saccharomycetales; Saccharomycetaceae
Gene: FPR3
Product: peptidylprolyl isomerase FPR3
Exons: 1
Coding region: 1-1164 (387 amino acids)
Cellular component (GO): nucleolus; chromatin
Molecular function (GO): peptidyl-prolyl cis-trans isomerase activity; macrolide binding
Source: RefSeq, a predicted model, not a curated record